Molecule: messenger RNA, 246 nt
Organism: Entrophospora candida
Lineage: Eukaryota; Fungi; Glomeromycota; Glomeromycetes; Entrophosporales; Entrophosporaceae
Source: the annotation of a GenBank genome assembly
AUGGCUCAAGUUUUUUCAUCUGCUUUCAUGUCUGAACCAUAUGAUCCAUAUGUACCUAAGGAGGGCGCCGCUGGCGGUCCACCUUCAAAAACUGUAGAAAUUCAAAAGAAAAUUGACGAGACAGUAGGAAUUAUGCGCGACAACAUUAAAACUGUUUCUGACAGAGGAGAGAAAUUAGAUGUUUUGCAAAAUAAGAGUGAAAAUUUGUCAGUAUCAGCACAAGGAUUUCGUCGUGGAGCAAAUAAA